ACCACGUCAUUUCACCCUCUAUAACCAGUCUGCAGCGUCAAAGCCUCAUGCCCCAUUUAUGAAUCGGUCGACUCGCCUUUUAAGUCAAGUUUACUCGCCCGAUUCACACCGGUUCUUUACCUUUGGCGGCCAUAAAACCCUAGCCUUUACUCCCCGUGUCCAAAUCUCACCUCCGAAAUUCCGUAAAAUCAUCUCAUUUGCAACCAAAACCGGGAACCUGAACACUAACAUUCCGGCAAUGGACCCCAACCGGCCGGAAUCAUCGGAGCCUCAUGGUUCUGCUAAUGAGGAUUUUAUUCACGUCGAAAACCCUAAUUUAUAUGUGGAGGAGGCACUAAGCGAGAGCAUUGUUGAUGUUGAUAAUGAGCUUAGAGAGGAAAACGCAAACACAGGGAGUGAUAGCGAGCCGGAAAGGAAGGAGCUCCCAGAGGAGCUUUCCAGAAGCGUGGUUAAAUUGACGUGUGAAUCGGCGGCUGAGGGUGGUCUGUGCGAUGUGUAUUUGGUUGGCACCGCUCAUGUUUCUCAGGAAUCGUGUGAAGAAGUUCGAGCUAUAAUACGCUACUUGAAGCCAGAGGUUGUCUUUUUGGAGUUGUGUACUAGGCGACUGGCUGUGUUAACCCCUCAGAAUCUAAAGGUACCAACUAUGGGAGAAAUGAUAGAGAUGUGGAAGAAAAACCAGAACAUGUUUGGAAUACUUUACAGCUGGUUUCUUGCCAAGGUUGCUGAUAAGCUUGAGGUUUUUCCUGGUUCUGAGUUUCGUGUGGGUUUCGAAGAAGCAAGAGCAUAUGGUGGCAAGGUGAUACUAGGUGAUCGCCCUGUACAGAUUACAUUACGAAGGACAUGGGCGAAAAUGCCUCUUUGGCAUAAAACAAAGCUAUUAUACUCCUUAAUUUUUCAGGCUGUCUUUUUACCAGAUCCCGAGGACCUUAACAAAAUGCUGAAGGAAAUGGACAAUGUUGACAUGCUGACUCUUGUAAUUCAAGAGAUGAGUAAGGAGUUCCCCACUCUAAUGGAAACUCUUGUUCAUGAGCGAGACCAGUAUAUGUCUUCUACAUUACUAAAAGUUGCUAGUGAACAUACUUCAGUUGUUGCUGUUGUUGGGAAGGGUCAUUUGCAGGGAAUUAAGAGACACUGGAGGCAGCCUGUUCCGGUGAAGGAUCUUCUGGAUAUGCCUUCACAGAAACCAGCUAUUUCGGCUCUGAAGGUUCUUACAUCUCUUGGCGUUGCAGUUUCUGGUGUGGCUAUCAUUUGGGGCAUUUAUCGUGCAUGCAAGAAAUAGUUUACUUACAUUUACCAUUACUGGUCUUAUACAGCAGUGGCAAAAUCAGUAGUUUUUCCAAUUUCACUUUCAGAAAAUUAGUGACUUGCGAGAUUUCUUCUUCAGCUAUAGGACAAAUGAGAAACAUUCUCCUUUGAUAUAUCGUUGUAUAUUUGAAGUCUCUAAUUCAAUAAAAGCCAAAAGCCAAUGUUUGUUAGAAUUCA
Ricinus communis (castor bean) is the source of this 1482-nucleotide messenger RNA. RefSeq names its product traB domain-containing protein. The transcript is spliced from 9 exons. The record is from RefSeq and is a predicted model, not a curated record. The coding region runs from base 59 to 1279 and encodes 406 amino acids. Lineage: Eukaryota; Viridiplantae; Streptophyta; Magnoliopsida; Malpighiales; Euphorbiaceae.